CUAGUACUUGCUAUCUUUGGACGCUGGCCCUUAACCUUACCAGCAAGCCCUGGAUCGACUCGUCGCCAAAUUACAUACAAAAAGCCUGAAACUCAUCUUUAUCCAUCGCCCCCAUCCCGCGUGCCCUAGUCGUCGCUGUUCGCGUUUCCUGUCUCACUUAGAUUCUUUCGAUCAUGGUGCAUAUCCCCCAGGCUCGAGUCGACAGGGCGAUCGAGCAGAUUCAGCACAGGCGGCGACCUUCAACCAUCGAUUUUUCGCAGCACGUCCUAGAAGAUGGAAGCACAGUCAGUACCCAAGAACGUGUCGUUAAAGAUGUCCAAGCUCCGGCGAUGUUGAUGCCCACCAGUGCCCAAUUCUUUUCGCGACAAGAUCCCAGCAAACCAGAUAUUGCGUACCUCAAAAACCAUUUCUACCGGGAGGGUCGUCUGAGCGACGAUCAGGCGCUGUGGAUCAUUGAGAAGGCGACGGCGUUAUUGCGCGUCGAGCCAAAUGUGCUGCACGUAGAUGCCCCAAUCACAGUCUGUGGCGACGUCCAUGGACAAUAUUAUGAUCUCAUGAAAUUAUUCGAAGUCGGAGGUCCUCCUGCCGAUACAAGAUAUCUUUUCCUGGGGGACUAUGUUGACCGAGGGUACUUCAGCAUUGAGUGUGUCUUGUAUCUCUGGUCACUAAAAAUAUGGUACCCCGAUACCCUCUUUCUCCUGCGCGGCAACCAUGAGUGUCGGCAUCUGACCGAUUACUUUACCUUCAAGCUUGAGUGCAAACAUAAGUACAGCGAACGUGUCUAUGAAGCGUGCAUGGAGUCUUUUUGCGCCCUUCCUCUUGCUGCGAUCAUGAAUAAGCAGUUUCUGUGCAUACACGGCGGCCUCUCCCCUGAACUAAACACCCUUGACGACAUACGGGCGAUUGACCGUUUCCGCGAGCCACCUACUAACGGGCUCAUGUGUGACAUCUUAUGGUCAGAUCCCGUCGAGGACUUUGGGCAAGAGAAGACAAACGAGAGCUUCCUUCACAACCACGUCAGGGGUUGCUCUUACUUCUUCACAUAUCAAGCUGCAUGUCAAUUCUUGGAGCGCAAUAACUUGUUGUCCAUUAUCCGUGCUCACGAGGCUCAGGAUGCAGGAUACCGCAUGUACCGCAAGACCAAAACUACUGGUUUCCCUUCGGUCAUAACGAUUUUCUCUGCUCCAAAUUACCUGGAUGUGUAUAACAACAAGGCAGCUGUUUUGAAGUACGAGAGCAAUGUCAUGAACAUUCGUCAGUUCAACUGCACGCCUCAUCCUUAUUGGUUGCCAAAUUUCAUGGACGUCUUUACAUGGAGCUUGCCUUUCGUAGGCGAAAAAAUCACCGACAUGCUGGUUGCUGUCCUGAACACCUGUUCCAAGGAGGAACUCGAAGAAUCCGAUGAAGAAAGUCUACCGUCACCCGUGGCCCCAGUGGACGACACUGUCGAGCGGAGGAAAGUCAUCAAGAAUAAGAUCCUUGCUGUUGGACGGAUGGCACGGGUAUUUGCGCUUCUGCGCGAGGAAUCCGAGAAGGUUUCCGAGUUGAAGAGUAUUUCUGGUUCCGGAAAAUUGCCCUUCGGAACCCUCGCACUGGGUACGGAAGGCAUCAAAGAAGCUAUCACAGGAUUUGAGGACGCACGGAAAUCUGACAUCGAAAACGAACGGUUGCCACCCGAACUGUUCGACGCCGAAGAAGCUAAGGCAUACCUCGCACAAGCACAAAGCAUGUCCGCCUCCGAGACAGUCGAAGAGAAUACAACCGAAGGGACAAUCGACCCAUCCCACUCAUCUAUCUCUUUACCUUCAUCAGGAAGUCUGUCCAGCCUCACUGGUCCGUCCUCAACGGGUUCACAAAUAUCACCGUCGCGUAUGCCAUUCCGUGGCAGACACGGCCGCCAAGCGAGUCUCGGUACAACAAUGACGAGUCCGUCAACGAGAAGGAGGAGCUUGGAAAGUACUAUUUCCAUGAUCCAGGAAGCACUGGAUGGGAAAGAUUCCGAACUUUCAAACCAAUACGGGAGUAGAAACGAAGGGACUUAGCCAACGAACUGGCUAACGUACGUCUACCGGGCAUACCCUUACAGUGUAUUCUUUACUUUCAAGCUUUUUGGCCUGCAUGGAGGUGUGUGCAGUGGAAAGAUAUUUAAUUAACAGC
Messenger RNA from Pisolithus orientalis, 2157 nucleotides. RefSeq names its product Metallo-dependent phosphatase-like protein. The transcript is spliced from 12 exons. Bases 174 to 2042 code for a protein of 622 amino acids. Gene Ontology annotation, cellular component: calcineurin complex; cytoplasm. The record is from RefSeq and is a predicted model, not a curated record. Lineage: Eukaryota; Fungi; Basidiomycota; Agaricomycetes; Boletales; Pisolithaceae. Gene Ontology annotation, molecular function: calmodulin-dependent protein phosphatase activity; calmodulin binding. Gene Ontology annotation, biological process: fungal-type cell wall organization; calcineurin-mediated signaling.